CAUUGCAGUAUUAUAAUGUUAUUGUUUAUUUGGGUUGUAAAGCUAAUUUCACGAUUACAAAAAAUCUCGUGUUUUAGCAUAAAUGUGCAAUGUCAAGAUAUACAGUGAGUUGAGAAGCAUAGAACUGUGUAAUAGGGAGACAUCAUUUAAGCAUUCAAUGUUGUUAUUUAAGAAUAGUUUAACAGUAUCUUGAAAAUCAACUUCUUGAGUGAAAUGAGUUGUGUACAUGUACAACUGCUCACAUAGAUCCAGACUGCUUUGAAAAGAUGAUUUAAUUUUUAAGACUGGGUCGACUCUGAAGUGUCGCAACGCCCUGGUCUUUUACUUGACAAAUUCACGUUUACUUUAUUGUAUCCUUAGACAGUAGACACGACUUGUUUUAAGCCUUACGUUGAAAUAAGUUAUUGUCAAAAUUCUCAUCAAUUUUUAUGUGAGGAAUUGCAACCUUUAGAUUACUGUGUGCUGUGUUUCAUUGGACUAUUAAAAUCAUAUUAUGAGUCAAACAUUCGUCUUCCUAUUCCAUAGUUUUAUGGAUCUCACUGUACUCCUGGUUUUCAGAUGAUCAUCAAGAGAACUAGUAGUAUCAAGAGUGUAGCAGUAUAUUGUAGUAGAUCUUUGUCUACUGCUAAACAACUAAAAAUACAGGGACCAGCCAUAGGAGCAUUCCAACUAAUUGGAGACCCUCUUCUGACAGAACAUUAUGCAAAGGUUCGAGUAGCAGACAACAAUCCAGGCUUGGUACAGAGAGCACUGGAUGCCGGAGCAUUUGGUAUCGUGGCCCCAAUGAUAAUCAAUGCAGAAGAUGCAAAACUAUUGGUAAUAAACUCAAGAUAUCCUCCGAUGGGGGUUAGAUCUUGGGGCCCAUCUAGAGCUUUGGCUAACCCAGAUACCACUCAAGCUAAUUUGCUUGUAAAGGUAUUUGCUAUGAUUGAAACCCAAGAGGCAGUUGAUAACAUUAAUGAAAUUUUGGAUGUUGAUGGACUAGACGGAGUCUUCGUAGGACCCUGCGAUCUUUCUAUUUCCCUUGGGGUGCUCCCAAAAGCAACCCCUACCGAACCCCAUGUUGUUGAUGCAAUUGAAAAGGUAAAGAAUGGAUGCCAAUCCAGGGGGAAACUAGGUUUACUCUUCUGUGGAGAUCAAACAAGAGCUAAAGAGGCCCUGAGGGAGGGAUGGUCCUUGACCUUCCCUGGAGCAGACCUUAGUUGGAUAACAAGUACUCUCAGUAAUAUAACUGACAUCAAAGUAGGUGGUCCUCGACCUAUCAAGUCAAAUGUUGGAUGAGCGAAAAACAUUGUUGUGAUGCAUUUUUAAUAAAUAUUAUAAAAAAAGAAGUAGUAA
This is a messenger RNA of Eurytemora carolleeae, 1338 nucleotides long. RefSeq names its product 4-hydroxy-2-oxo-heptane-1,7-dioate aldolase. Gene Ontology annotation, molecular function: aldehyde-lyase activity. The transcript is spliced from 10 exons. Gene Ontology annotation, cellular component: cytoplasm. Bases 559 to 1281 code for a protein of 240 amino acids. The record is from RefSeq and is a predicted model, not a curated record. Lineage: Eukaryota; Metazoa; Arthropoda; Copepoda; Calanoida; Temoridae.